Symbiodinium pilosum is the source of this 3153-nucleotide messenger RNA. NCBI's taxonomy places the organism in Eukaryota, Dinophyceae, Suessiales, Symbiodiniaceae. The record is from the annotation of a GenBank genome assembly.
AUGGCCCGAGCACCACGGAGCCAGAACACGUCGCUGGCUAAGAAGCGCUCUGAAAACAACCUCUCCCUGGCCGGCGAGAAAGGUGGACUGCGGCUUUUGGAUGACUGGAGCGAGAGCUUUGUCGUUUCGGAGGAGGACGCUAUUGUGAUGUACAACAACCUAUACAGUGCCAAAGACGGCAACCACAGAAUGAGCAGCGUUCGCUAUGGGGGAGAAUUCUCAUACAAUUGCUGGGCCUGGCUUUCCAGUGCGCACUACUGUUGGCAAAUCUGCACGCUGGUUCUUGUUGUCCUUGACACCGUCCUCAUUCCCUUGGCAUUGGCCUGGCCAUCUGAUCCUACUGCAGACAGCCCUACUACUUUCUACUUCCAGGUCGGUCCUGGCCUUUGGAGCUUCGAUAUCUUCAUGUCCUUCGUUCCUGCGGUUCUGCAAGUCUCCCCAAUGGUGGCUUGGUCAUACCUUCGCACCAGAUUUCCUCUGGAUGUUGGUAUCGUGGUUCUGGACAUGGUGCUCUUGCUUGAGCUGAUCGAAGACCGUUGGCGUGCCCUCACUUUGCUGCGCCUGACGCGAAUCAUGAAGUUUCGUGGAGUCAUGAUCGCACUCGAGAACCGCCUUGCUGCGAAGGGCAACAUGAAGUUCGUUCUGUACUUGACCAUUUUCCAAUGCAUAGCCCAAGUUCUUGCGGUCAACCAUGUCCUUGCCUGCGUCCUGUUCUAUGCCGGGAGAUUCUCAGCGGAGCAGGGCCUCCAAAACUGGAUCGACGAGUACAACAUUACCGCGGAUGGCCCGGGCUUCCAGUACAUGAAGUGCUUCAAUUGGGCAAUCGCUCAGUACACUCCUGCACCUUUUCCUUAUCAGCCUCAGAACGAGUAUGAGCAAUCCGCAACCAUUGUCAUCAUCUUGACUUGCUUGCCUUUGCUCGGAGCGCAGAUCGGGAAAAUUGGUGGUACCUUGAAUUUGCUGAAGGAAAAAGCCAAGGAAAGAGACACCGUGCGAAGAGACUUGCAGCGGUGGCUAUUUAAGACCCAUGCCCCGGAGAAACUGACGCGGAAGUUGCUGGACUCCCUGACAGAUGUGCUCGAGUCGAAAGAUUCGCCCAUGGACAUCAAGGAGCCCAUAGCUCUCAAGUUCCUGCCCAGCACCCUGCUGGAAGAGCUCCACAUCGUCAAGACCGGGCAGAAGCUGGCGAAGCACCAGUUCUUCCAUCUUCUGAUGGAUGAUCGCGUGGGCAUUUCUGGCCGAUUAAGUGCGGCCUUCAAAACUGUGAACUCCGUGCAGGGGGAGGACAUCUUCCAGCAAGGAAAGAGGGCAGAUGGUCUUUUCAUCACCGGCGGUGGGCAGUUCAUCAUGCACUUGCCACGGGCUGAUGGCGCUGGACUCCAUCGCUUGAGCCGAAAAGAAACCGAGAUGGAUGCAGGUAUCAUGGUUCAUCCGGAUGAAUGGCUUGCGGAGUUGUGCCUCUAUGCCAAUAUGAAUCAUUCAGCCUGUUUGACGGCGCGGACCUAUUCAAAGGUGUUGAAAGCUCCGGUCGCAGAGUUUGUGAAGGCUAUCCAGGAAUCACCUGGAUCGGUAGUGGCGGUACACGAGUAUGCGCUCAGGCUGUUGCUCUCGUUUUCGAAGAAUCGUGACAAGGACUCCAACUGGGAGUUUCUUCCUCCGACCUUGGCUGAAGACAGCGUUCAGCAUACUCAACUGGCAGACUUGCUGAAUCCGGGAAUGGGUCGAAUGCACAGCUUCAAGUCUUCUGAGGAGACUGACUUUACAACUCUCGUGGACGAAUUCCUCGAGCCAGGUCUUGACAACACCGAUCUGGUCCAGCUCAUCAAGCGCAAGUUUCCAGAGCUGAGGGAAGAUAGUGGCAUUUAUGCCCUUCUUCAGUUGGAGGAUGAGGCUGAGAGAGCUGUGCUUUCCUUGCUGAGCACCAUCUGGAUAAUGAAGGACGACUACAAAAGCAUUGUGGACUGCCAGAAGCCCCAGAUGCGUCUGACCCAGAAGACCUUCAUGUCGAUUCAGGAGUUCCUUGGUGCCAAGCGGAUGAACUCUGCACAGCUCACGGCAGCUUUCAUCAUCCUUGCCCUUCGUGGCCUCAGCAAGAGCGAGGACUUUGCGAAGCUCUGCCCGCCUUCUCAGCGCCGAACGCCAGAGCAGGUGUUGAGCUAUGCAACGACCAACCUGGACGCAUAUCUGCCCUCCAUGGCCUGUCUGCGGGGAGAUGCCUAUGACUACUUGGUGUCCACCGUUCGCAUGUUGGACCAGUUUAACUUUGCACAGCUGCUCCAGGGCGAGAACAAUCCUCAUUCCGUGUGGCAGCUGCAAUGCAGCCUGCAAGAAGAAGGAGCAGAGGUUUUUCAGAUUUACCUCUUCGUCCAGGUCAGCAUUCUAUGCGGGGUUACUGGAGCCAUCACCUUGCGCGGCUCCAUGUUUCUGAGCGAGCUGAACGGGCGCUCCGUUCUGAAGGGCCUGGCAUCCUUGCAGGACGUAUCAGAAGAACGGCCGCAAACAGUCUACUGGCGGUACAUUGCUAGCCGGGCACAGGCGCUGCACUUGGAGGUUCGGACUCCAAGUCAUCUGGUCCUGGCCAGACUUGCCUGCCUGACGCGAACAGUUGAGCCGAAAGCCUUGCAGUCCCUGGCAGACGACUGGGACGGUCUGACAGACCUGGAGAAGGACGCUCUGUAUGAGGUUUUCUUGACGGAUGGCCUGUACCACAAGGCGUUCAUUUUCUUAUACCUCCCGUUGUUCCUUACGAACGCAGUGGCCAAUCAAGACUUGGGGCUGCGUCGCGGAUUGCAGUUCCUCGUCGAGCUCUACACCAAGCUUGUGAACCAUCGCUGCCUCAACCAGGAGGCCUUCACUGUCAAGGUCGACAUCUCCUCGCUUGCUUCGCUUGCCAAAGAGAUUGACGACUUCCGCUUGCUCAGACUGUGCUUGGAUUACUCUCGGAUUGUCAAGCAUGCUCAUGGCGUUACCGUGCUGCUCACGGCGGAGAGUUAUCAGAUCCUCUCAGGCCAACUCGUGGCGGAGGACCGCAGUGCAGACCUGUUGGAGCGCCUGUCUGCUCAACAGCUCCUUGGAAGCGAGCCAUCUUCUUUGCAUUGCAAAUCGGAUCGGUAUGAGCUUCGCCAUCAUAGGUGGAACUCAGUUAGAGAUUGA